This is a messenger RNA of Moneuplotes crassus, 1930 nucleotides long. The record is from the annotation of a GenBank genome assembly. NCBI's taxonomy places the organism in Eukaryota, Ciliophora, Spirotrichea, Euplotida, Euplotidae.
AUGCCAAGAAAGAAGAUGUCUCCAGAGGAGCUGGAGAAGGCCUUCAAUGACUUCAAUGGGUCUGAAGAAUGGGCUCUCUGGUACAACCUCAGUACAAAAAUUAUUAGUCCAAAGGAUCAUGAUAUUGAAGAGCUUGAAAGAGGUACAGUUGACAUCAGCGGAAACUGGCAGCCAUUUCUAGAUGAUUGGUUCAGUCUUGUGUGCAAAUUAAAGGUUCCUCAUAAAUCUAAGAAGUACGAUCAAUUUUACAUAAGAACCAUGUUCUUCCCCAGACAAGAAGCUAUCCAUAUCGAUGGAAUUAAAUAUGAAAUUCCAAACCAUGUCAGAGUAGAUACUUUCAAUUCCAAAGAAAUGAUAAUAGAUGGUGUCUUUGAGGAGCUAAAGAGCUUGGAAGAAAUGGAGAAAGAGAAUUAUCUAGAAACCAAAAAAAAGCUUAUUGCUAAGCUCAAAGAGUUUGACAAGCAAUAUGUAAAGCAUAUCAAAAAGACUCAUCCUGAGGUGCAAGCUAUUAUCACCCCAGCAAUCGAGCCCCUAUUGAAUCUGCUUGAGAGUAACUACAAUUUCCAUAAGCUUGAGGAAUUAAUGAAGACUCAACAUGAUAUUCCAAAGUUUAGAGUAACUGCUCUGGAAGAAAAGUUCUGUGAACAUAUGGAAAUCAUCUGUAAAAUCCUGAGUGAUCACGGUAAACUUCAGGACAUCUAUGACAUCAAGAGGAUGCUCAACCUUCUGAAGCUAGAUGAUUGGGAGAAUAUUGUUCCUAUGGCUUUCUAUCUGGCUCCUCUAAAGAAGUCUAUCCAUGAAAUGAGAGAGGAACUUCUCCACAUGAGAAGCCUCGGCGCAAACCGUUGCAAAUAUCACGUUGAAGAUAACGAGCCCUUCCACCAACUUGUCAUAAAAAUGGUAAAGAACGACGUUACUGCUCAAUGGUUAAUGGGAGAUCGUCUCAAGAACGACCAGUUGUGCUUCCUCUACGAGGUGAUCAAAAUCAUUUUCCAAAGUAAUUUGAAAAACAAACUGAUCAACAAAGAUAAAAAUCUUAUUGAAAACGUAAUUCCUAGCUUAGCCUGCUUCAAAGGCCUCCUCGUGAUCAGGAACAUCAGGAUCAAGCAAAUAGAGGAAGCUAAGAAAGAGAAGAAGCGUGCAGAGCACGGACUUCCCCCUACUGAUGAGGAAGAGAAGAUCGGUGACCCUGAAGAAAACAAAGUUAAUGAAGAUCUUGAUGUUGAAGACGAAGAAGAUGAAGAACAAAAGGAAUACAGAGAAUUUAAGAAACAGAAGGAGAAAGAAGAAGCUGAGCAUAAGAAAUAUGGCAGAAAAUGGAUCUGGCAGAAUUAUAUCAGUGAGAAUAGGAAGGAUGACUGGCUCAAUGUAGCUGAGGAUCUCAGGCAUAUUAAUGAUCAUGUAAUUCAAGAUAUCCAGGAUUUCAUACUCAUAUCAGCCUUUCCAAAGGAGAAACAGACUAAAAGAACUGAGCUUGCUAAAGAUGUGGAGGGAUUACUAUUGGAGUCAGAGGAAGUUAAGGCUAAAGAAGAUCCUGAAGAAAUUAAAAAGGUUAAAGAAACAAGAGAUUUUGAGCUAUCUCUGAGGCCACCUUAUAUCUGGAACUUUAAAGAGACCAGAAUGGAUGUUGAAGAGAAAAUAAAAGCAGAUGAUCCUCUCAAGACUCAAGAAGAAAUCGAGAAAGAAAGGUUAGAGGAGGAAGCUAAGAAGGAAGUUGCUCCAUACCUUAUCAAUCCCAAUGCCUUACCAGAGUCCUGAUACAAAUACGAAGAGGAUAUUCAUACCAAUAGAGUUACCAAGCUUCUAAAAGACCUUGAGAACCUGACCUACAACCUCAGAAAUCAUGAGCAACAAAAGUGGAAGACCUUGACUGAUCUUUGCAUUGAUAUUUUUAUCAAAAAGUAGGCUAAGAAUAAGAUCCUUCAAUUGA